AUGCUCACUUCAUCAACACCCUCCGCGUGCCCAGCGUGCUUGACAUCUGUGGGAUCGGCAGACGAUAUCAAUUUCUUUCGAAAAAUUUGGCAUAAGAAAUGUUUUCGGUGUAAGACGUGCGAGAAGCAAUUGGGCACUGAUAAUGCAACAAUGCGUUAUAACGAUGACCAAACAUUAUAUUGUGUACGACAUUUAGUUGAUGGUACUACAUCGACGGAGAAGAUUAAUUCGAAAUUGAUAUCAUCGUAUGAGAAAUUUAAACGUCCAUUGGAUUACAAUCAUCCUGAACGUUGGAGUAUAGAUGAUGUUGUGCAAUGGUUAAAAGAGGUUUCCUUAAAUGAAUGCAUCGAAGAAUUUCAAAAGAAUGAAAUCGAUGGUUCAGUUCUAGCUGACGAAGCAGAUGGUCUUAACGAGAACAUGAUCAAACAAUUAAUCUCUCCCAUUGGUACUCAAUUGAAAUUCCGUAAAGCAUUACGCAUCUUACGAAAUAAUACAAAAGUCUGUCAGAAAACAAAUAUUGAUCCGAAAGAAACGCAAGAGAAAUCUGAUGGAUCACUUCAACUUCUUCAUACUAUUCAACAACAAACAGAACAAAUCAAAUCACUUGUUACAACAAUUAAUACUCAGACAAGACAAGUUGAAGAUUUUCUUACACAAAUAGUAAAAAACCAGAAAUCUCCGCCGGUGAAUUCUUUCAAUCAACUAUCUUCAACAGUUCAAAACCAGCUAUUAGAUCUACCGAAUAACAUAUCACGAAUCUCUUUAGCGCCACCCGGUUCAUCAGCUUCUGCAAUACCAGCAAUCGAUUCAUUAGCGCCAUCACUUCUUUCAUUACCCGGCGCUAAGAAUAAUUUUUCGCGUGUAACUGCUGUUGCAACAUCAACAGACGGCCCGAAAGGUUCAAAUAGCGUUCUAUUUCCCGCUGUUGUUCAUCCAACCCUCGAUGGAGUGGCAAUCAAACCAGUCAUUGAUGACAAAUAUAAUUUCGAGAAUUACGGAAGAUAUUCGGUAACGAUUUAUGAUCAACAGUCAGAUAAUGUUCUAGUUGAAACAUUAGUUAAUGUUGUACCAGAACAGGAAAUCUGCAUGCCGAAAAAAUUUGUCCUUCGAGAUUCUGUGAAUAACAUUUUGGUCGGUGCAACUGUGCAAAUCAAGCUGCAAGGUCAAAUUGUUUUCACUGGUAAAACAGAUGCAACAGGAACGGUGGAAAUUCCUUCAACACUGCCGAAAAACUGCUACGAUGUUGAAAUCAAUAGUGGCAGUUCCCAACAUAAAGCAUCGGUUUUUCGAAUGAUUGUCUAUGAAAAUCGUGGUGCAGACGUUAGUACUCAAUUCAUUUGCCGACAGUUACAAAGUGAUCAGCUAGAAAUUGUUCUUAAAUGGGGACUACUACCGCGUGAUCUGGAUUCCCAUGUGUUCGUAUCCGAUGGUCGACAUGUUUAUUUUCGAGCGAAAUAUCAAGGAAAUGUUUCACUGGAUUGUGAUGUUACCAAUGGCAAUGGACCUGAAACGAUUAAAAUUAGUUUACAGCCGAAUUUGAAAUAUCUCUAUGUUGUUCAUCGAUAUUCUCGCGAAGGUCUCCUGACUAAAUCCGGUGCAACGGUAACUUUUAACAAUGGUGAAUUAGGUAAUUCAACAUCGCCAUAUCAAAUCGUUCAGAUUCCAGUGGUGAAUCAGCCUGAUGCGAAUUUUUGGAUUGUUUGCGAAAUCGAUGGUACAACGAAAAAGAUUCAAAUGUUCGAAAACACUUUCGAAACACACAAUUAUUACAAUACAGAUGACAUUGCGAGAAAAUAUUUUAAACAAUAA
Adineta ricciae is the source of this 1809-nucleotide messenger RNA. Lineage: Eukaryota; Metazoa; Rotifera; Eurotatoria; Adinetida; Adinetidae. The record is from the annotation of a GenBank genome assembly.